Molecule: messenger RNA, 860 nt
Organism: Leptopilina boulardi
Lineage: Eukaryota; Metazoa; Arthropoda; Insecta; Hymenoptera; Figitidae
Product: 40S ribosomal protein S5
Exons: 4
Coding region: 149-802 (217 amino acids)
Biological process (GO): ribosomal small subunit assembly; translation
Cellular component (GO): cytosolic small ribosomal subunit; ribosome
Molecular function (GO): mRNA binding; rRNA binding; structural constituent of ribosome
Source: RefSeq, a predicted model, not a curated record
UUAGGAGCGUAUAUAUAACCAAAAUAAGAAGUGGCACGAAAUUGAAUAGAGUUAUUUCCGCCCGUCAGAUGUCUUGUUCUUUUCCUGUGCACGCCUCCUUUAUUUUACACGUGGUUGAGACACAGAGACAUUAUUUGACAAAUUAAAGAUGGGAGAUAAUAUGGAAACAUUUGAUGAUUUCGGUGGUGGUGCUACCGAAACGAUGCAAGCAGGUUGGUCUGCAGAAUUGCCUGAAAUUAAACUUUUUGGACGAUGGAAUUGUGAAGAUGUACAAGUCAGUGAUAUGUCUUUGCAAGAUUACAUCGCCGUUAAGGAGAAAAAUGCAAAAUAUUUGCCUCACUCUGCAGGCAGAUAUGCGGCUAAACGUUUCCGUAAAGCUCAAUGUCCCAUUGUUGAGCGUCUCACUAAUUCACUUAUGAUGCAUGGACGAAAUAAUGGUAAAAAGCUCAUGGCCGUGCGUAUCGUGAAACAUUCAUUUGAAAUCAUUUAUUUGCUGACAGGCGAAAAUCCUCUUCAGGUACUUGUAACGGCGAUUAUAAAUUCAGGACCUAGGGAAGAUUCGACGAGAAUUGGACGUGCUGGUACUGUGCGUCGUCAAGCAGUUGAUGUUUCACCAUUGCGACGAGUCAAUCAAGCGAUAUGGUUACUUUGCACUGGAGCCAGGGAGGCUGCUUUCCGCAAUAUAAAAACAAUUGCUGAAUGUUUGGCUGAUGAGCUCAUUAAUGCGGCAAAAGGUUCAUCAAAUUCUUAUGCAAUUAAGAAGAAGGACGAACUUGAACGUGUCGCAAAAUCAAACAGAUAAACUGUUCUCUCUUCUUAUUCGUAAGAAAUAAACUUAAGUAUAUACAUUUACAAACAAA